Messenger RNA from Sesamum indicum (sesame), 1109 nucleotides. RefSeq names its product imidazoleglycerol-phosphate dehydratase, chloroplastic. The record is from RefSeq and is a predicted model, not a curated record. Gene Ontology annotation, biological process: L-histidine biosynthetic process. NCBI's taxonomy places the organism in Eukaryota, Viridiplantae, Streptophyta, Magnoliopsida, Lamiales, Pedaliaceae. Gene Ontology annotation, molecular function: imidazoleglycerol-phosphate dehydratase activity.
CCUCCGAGUCGAACAUCCACCAAUUCAGAAUACCUAGUCUGUCAUUCCCUCUUCUCCAGCGAAUCGCCGCCGCUAUGCAUAUCGACUGUCUACUUUUUCUCUUAAUCAAAAUGUUUUUGCCUCAGUUUGCCUUGCCGGUCCCUCCAAUGGACUCCGGUAGCGCCCGUGCCCUCGGGGGAAGAAUUGGAGAGGCGGAGAGAGUUACGAGAGAGAAGAUUGUAACUGUGAAGAUUAAUAUGGAUGGUCAUGCCGUCGCCGAGAUUAAUACGGGAAAUGCUUUUUUUGAUUUCUUGUUGAAUCGACUUGCUUCAGAUGGAUUAUUUGAUGUGCAUGUGAAAAUCACCGGUGAUUGUGAUGAUUAUCACACAACUAAAGAUGUUGGCGUAGCAAUUGGAACUGCCUUGAAGCAAGCACUUGGUGAUAGGAUAGGAAUAAACCAACUUGGAUGCUUCUCAGCUGCUCUUGGUGAUGCACUUGUACUUGUUUCAUUGGAUUUAUCUGGAAGGCCACAUUUGAGUUAUGAUUUGCGAAUACCAAGAGAAACAGUUGGAACUUACGACCCACAGCUUGUGGAGCACUUCUUUGCGUCCUUAGUCGAUGCCUUUGGAAUGACACUACACAUACGACAGUUUGCUGGGAGGAAUUCCGACCACAUCCUAGAGGCAACCUUCAAGGCUUUUGCAAGGGCUCUUAGGCAAGCAACGGAAUAUGAUGCUCGCCGCCAUGACAGUGUGCCAAGCUUGGAAGGUGUCUACCAACUUUCUUGACACUUCACUAACUGUGCUGAAAGUUGGAUACCUCUUUUAUCAUGGAGCGAAUGAAGCACGUUUGUUUGUAAAGCAAGCCAGACCCUCAUAUUCAUAGCAUAGUUUCGGCAUCUGGUGACCAGUUGGGGAACAUACAUCCUCUUCCUCUAUAAUGUGGAUCAUGGGAAUUUGCAUUUUACUGUUAAAAGGUGUUAGAAUCUGAUUUUGAUAGUUUUCCACCUUUAACGACUGCAAGUUAAUAAGGUUUCUCGGAUUCUUUACUUCAAUGUUUGUGUGUAAUCUAAAAUUUUAUUAUAUCCGUUUAAUUAUAAAUGAAAAAGAAAAAAAAAUUGAGUUGUUUUA